GUUGUUGUUUUAUUGUUAUGUUGUUAUUUGUUGCCUGAUGUGCAGCUAUGUAAGUGAUGUGUAUCAUUUGAAGCGUUUUCCUUACAUGUAGCUGUUACGACGUUGUUGACAGAAGUGUUAAACGGUACCCACCUAUUUUCGUGGAAAAUGCCUCUACAAGAACCUUCUGUUCACCUUCCAUUUGGUCCGCCACCUGUUUUGCCCCUCGUCGACAAGCAGCUAAAAGAGUUUAUUCUUAGCCCAGAAGAAUUACCCAUUCAUGACUACCGUUUCACUCAGCAACAUUGGGGACGGACCCCGGAACCUCAUACACUUCUCAAUAUUGAAUCUGCUCCAUUAGGCACCACUUUAAAGGUAAGAAGAGAUCUGGCUGUUGGGGAGAUCAUAGAUUUCGUUGAAGUUGGUUUUGAUGAGAGCACCGAAGCAUCCAAAGCUAUAUCUGAAGCUCGAGAACCAUUAUGGGCAGGGCAGUUUUUAGAAUCAGAGGACCUCUUUCUUCAAGCCUCUACUCAGAACUUAAACUUAGAUGAUGAUUUAAGCAGUGUGCCUCCUGGAUUUCAUCGUGGUAUAGAAUUUGACGCUGAUGGGUUUACUCCUAUUGGUUUUGAGGCAAGAGGAGAUGUACCAAACCAACAUGAAAACAGUGAAAGUAGAGUUUCAGAGCCUGCUGCUGCAAUUGACUCAGCACCAAGCACACUUAUUAACCUAAUGGAUCUUGUGGAAAAAGAGCAAGAGCUCCUCAGUGAAAGUAUGCCUUCAAAAACAGAAACUGAGGCUCCAAGUAAUGAAUUGACUUCACCUUCUACUAAUGAAGUUGAACAAGACAGCGAUAUUAUUCCGAAAGAUGUUCCAGUACUGAAGAUAAAAGACACUGUGCCUCUUAAACACAACAAGUUUCAAUGGGCUGAAAUUCUUGAUGUCAGCCAGCCUGUGACUGACUUCCAUGAACAUGUUCCAAACAUGGCCCAUAAGUAUGAAUUUGAGCUUGACAUUUUUCAAAAGCAAGCUGUCAUGAAACUUGAGGAGCGAUGUGAUGUGUUUGUUGCCGCUCAUACAUCUGCUGGUAAAACAGUUGUUGCAGAAUAUGCUAUAGCUCUGUCUAUGAAACAUAUGACAAAGGCAAUUUAUACCUCUCCUAUUAAGGCUCUAUCUAAUCAGAAAUAUCGAGACUUUCGGCAUACAUUUGGUGAUGUUGGUCUUAUAACAGGUGAUUGGAAAAUUAAUGAAACAGCUUCAUGCUUGAUCAUGACAACUGAGAUUUUGCGUUCUAUGUUGUACUGCCGCAGUGAUGUUGUGCCUGAUUUAGAAUAUGUGAUAUUUGAUGAAGUUCAUUACAUAAAUGACUCAGACCGUGGUCAUGUGUGGGAGGAAGUUCUCAUCAUGCUGCCACCUAGUGUGUCAAUUGUGAUGCUCAGUGCUACAGUGCCCAAUACAUUAGAGUUUGCUCAAUGGGUUGGUCGCACUCGCCAAAAAAAAGUUCAUGUUAUAACAACACCCAAGCGUCCUGUUCCACUGGAGCAUUAUCUGUACACAGGCACUGGCGGCAGCUCUAAAGAUGAUCGGUUUCUUAUUAUGGAUGGUCAAGAAAAUUUUCUUCUUGAAGGAUAUCGAAAAGCCGAAAUGUCUCGAGAGAAGAAGCCAUCAGCAAAACCAAUGCCUCAAGGUAGAAACCCGCCAAAACAGCAAUAUUGGAACCUGAACAAAGAAAAGACCAUGUGGAUAGCAUUGGUUGAUCAUUUAAGGAAGAGAGAAGAACUUCCUGUCGUAGCCUUUACUCUCUCACGCAAUCGCUGUGAUAACAAUGCAGAGGAGCUGAGAAGCUUGGACCUUACAGUAGGCACUGAGAAAGCAAAAAUAAAUGGUUUCAUUCACAGGUGUAUUCAGCAGCUACAAGAUGCUGAUAAAAAUCUUCCUCAAGUGGUUAGGAUGAAAGAUUUGUUGCUUCGAGGUAUUGGAGUUCAUCAUAGUGGAAUUCUGCCAAUUUUGAAAGAAAUUGUAGAAAUGCUCUUUCAAGAUGGUUUGGUAAAAUUGCUGUUUGCAACUGAAACUUUUGCUAUGGGUGUGAAUAUGCCAACAAGAUCAGUUAUCUUUGACUCCAUUCGUAAAUAUGAUGGUGUUGAGUGGAGACAUCUAUAUCCUGGAGAAUACAUUCAAAUGGCAGGUAGAGCUGGAAGGAGAGGUAAAGAUCGUGUUGGAAAUGUUAUUAUUUUAUGCAAAGGGGAAAUACCUAAAGAGGUUGACUUAAGAAAUAUGAUGAAAGGUAAACCAACUGCACUCCAAUCAAAAUUCCGUUUGACAUACAAAAUGAUGCUGAACUUGCUUAGAAGAGAGAACCUGAAGGUAGAAGAGAUGAUGUCUCGUAGUUUUAAGGAGAGUAAUGUGCAAGAGACUAAAGAAAAAAUAAUAACUGAAUUAAAAACGGUGGAAGAGGAGAUAAAGAGGAAGGGUGAAUUGUCAAGUGCUUCUCCCCAUUCACAGCUACUGAUUCGUUUCUGUGAGAAGUCCUUAGAUUUUCUUUUGGAUUGGAAUCAAAUACAGCGUGAAGUUAUGGAGAGAUGUAGUGCAAAAUAUCUAACAACUGGAAGAGUUGUCCUUGUCACUUAUCAAGAACACUGCAACAAGAUAGGAGUGAUCCUGAUGUCAGAGAGUGUGAAAAGGGAACAAGUUUAUCGGGUGCUUGUUCUGUGUCAUGCAAAUGAAACGCUACGCGAAAAUCCUCUGACAGAAAGGGAAAAUGAAGAAUGUGAUGAGGUGAACAAACUGUUAUCUUUUGCUUGGCCUCAAAAGUAUUUUGUUCCUGAAGGAUCUGGUGGUCAUACCCUCAUUCAAGUAAAAGGAAAGGAUAUUCUUGAAGUUUCUAAUCAGGUUUUGGAUGUGAAAAAUAUAACUUAUAUCAAACAGGAUUGGGAGAAACGUCAAAUGCCCCGUUUCAGGGAUGCACCUGUUGGUCAGAUGUGUGCACAGUUAGUUCAGGAUCUCUCACAGCUCAUGCAUAGUGUAGCAGCUGGUGAAAAUGUGAUUUCUUGGCUGAAUCCAGUACAAGAUAUGAAAGUUAAUGAUAUCAAUCUGGCACCUGAAAUCCGAAGACUUGAAAUUAUUCGCCAGGAACUCUCUACUGAUCCAUGCACGAGUUUUGCCAACUUAGAGGAUGAGGUUAGAGACAUUUAUUCAUAUUUAAAACUGCAACAAAAAAAGAAAAAUUUGAAGUAUACUAUUUCAUAUCAAAGCAUGACCCUUUAUCCAGACUACUUGAACCGUCUCAAUGUUUUGAAGAGACUGCGAUACAUAGAUGACCAUGAUACAGUGGAGCUAAAAGGCAAGGUAGCUUGUGAGAUGAGCAGCCAUGAGCUGAUGAUUACAGAGUUGGUAAUGGAAGGUGUUCUAACAAAUUUGCCUACUGCGGAAAUUGCUGCCCUGCUUUCAUGUCUUGUUUUUCAACACAAAACUGAUAGAGAGCAGACGUUGACAAAGAGUCUUGAGCAAGGUAUAGAAGAAAUAGAACGUAUCCACAGGGGUAUAGAAGAUGUGGAGAGAGCUUUCAAAGUUGGUGUAGAGGACCCUAGUUGUGAGAGUGAAAACCAGCUUAACUUUAAAUUAGUGCAAGUUGUUUAUGAAUGGGCCAAAGCAAAGCCAUUUGCAGAAAUUAUGCAGCUUACUGACAUUCAGGAGGGAAUUAUAGUAAGGUGUAUUCAGCAAUUACAUGAAACGCUGCAAGAUGUAAAAAGAGCAGCACGAAUUUAUGGUGACCCUAAGUUGAGCAAUAAAAUGGAUGAAGCAUCUAAUGCAAUUAAGAGAGACAUUGUAUUUUCAGUCAGUCUGUACACCAAAAUGUAGGACUUUGGUCAGUGUUUCUGUUAGUAGGUCUAUAUGUGUGUAUGAACUCUGUACAUCUAAUUUAUUUCUUAUCAAUUUGGUUGAAAACGCUUAUAUUACAUUUAAUUUUAUGGAAUGGAUAAUGUGCAAUUUAUUGCAGAUGUUCUUCUGGUUGUGAGAAAUUAAUUAAUGAAUGGUUGUGAACUGAACUGGGUUAUUCCCAAUUUCAUGUAGGUAUUUGCUGCCAAAAGCCACAUUAU
This is a messenger RNA of Frankliniella occidentalis (western flower thrips), 4073 nucleotides long. RefSeq names its product helicase SKI2W (gene tst). The record is from RefSeq and is a predicted model, not a curated record. The transcript has 9 exons. Lineage: Eukaryota; Metazoa; Arthropoda; Insecta; Thysanoptera; Thripidae. Gene Ontology annotation, biological process: nuclear-transcribed mRNA catabolic process, 3'-5' exonucleolytic nonsense-mediated decay. Gene Ontology annotation, cellular component: Ski complex. Gene Ontology annotation, molecular function: RNA helicase activity; ATP binding; RNA binding. Bases 148 to 3834 code for a protein of 1228 amino acids.